AUGAACGAGUCAGACAAUGAUGGAAAAAUCAGAGAGUCGUUUGUUAAAAUCAGUGGAACAGGAUUUGUCCUCGAUGACAAGCCUUAUUAUAUAAUUGGGGCGAAUUAUUGGCAAGCUAUGAAUCUUGGUAUGGUGAUAGGUAAUAGGUCGAGAGUUAUACAGGAUUUGGCUACUCUUAAAGAGAAUGGUGUUAACUGCGUAAGAAUUAUGGCCGGUAGUGAGGGCCCAUCUGGUGAACCUCAAAGAAUGUAUCCGGCUUUAAUGAAUUCUCCUGGUGAAUAUAACGAAGAUGUUUUCGAAGUAAUAAAUCGAAGAAAUACUGUGAACGGUAUAAUAUAUAAAGAUGAUUCGGUAAUUUUUUCCUGGGAAUUGGCAAAUGAGCCACAAGAUAUUCCCAAAGAGAAUGGGCAUGAGUAUAUGGGAAAAUGGAUAGAUUCCUCAGCAGGAUAUAUAAAAUCGUUGGAUGAGAAUCAUCUAGUCACUUCCGGAGCCGAAGGAAAACACGGUAAAGAAUGGUUUAUCACCAUGCACCGUAACUUUACAAGUGCACACGUUUGGGUAGAAAAUUGGGGAUAUUAUAAGUCCGAUGAUCCUAGUAUUGAGAAUUUUCAGAGAGCUAAUAGUUUUAUGUUAGAUUUCUUGCAAAAUGUUAGUGAUUGGUCAACAAGCAUUUUACAUAAACCUGUUUUACUUGGAGAAUACGGAAUGGCAAGGGAUGCAUGGAGUGGGGUUUCAAAAUAUUCCCCAAAGGCAACUACAACAAACAGGGAUAAAUAUUUUACUGCUAUAACAAACAAAGUACUAGAACUGGAAAAACAACAUAAAUUUACUGGACACAUGUUUUGGGCAUAUGCUGGUGUUGCUAAACCGAGUGACAAUUAUCCUCAAUGGAUCGGUGACCCACCUCAUGAGCCUCCAGGUUGGUAUUCGGUGUAUGAUACUGACAAAAAUACUUUAAAAGUUUUUGCUACGCAUGCUAAAGAG
Acaulospora colombiana is the source of this 984-nucleotide messenger RNA. Lineage: Eukaryota; Fungi; Glomeromycota; Glomeromycetes; Diversisporales; Acaulosporaceae. The record is from the annotation of a GenBank genome assembly.